CGCGGCCAUGGAGCGGCAGAUUUUGCCUUCCGGCGGCGCCGCAGCCGUGGGCGAGUACAUGGAGUAUCGGAGAAUUGUCGGUGAGGACGAUGGAGGGAAACUUUUUACUCCUGAAGAAUAUGAAGAAUACAAGAAAAAAGUAUUACCUAUGCGCUUACAGAACAGAUUAUUUGUGAGCUGGCGAUCACCAGCUGGAAUGGAUUGUAAGCUUGUGGGUCCAGAGACACUGUGUUUUUGUGCACAUAGGUAUAAACAACAUAAAACUGACUUUGAAACGAUUCCACAGCAGCGCCCCAUCAGUCUCCCUUGCCGAGUGAGCGGCUGCGGGUGCAGGGCGUACCUUUAUGUCCCUCUGAACGGCACCCAGCCCGUUCGCUGCAGGUGCAAGCACCUUGCGGAUCAGCACAGUGCUGCGCCCGGCUUUCUCUGCAAUGCCUGUUCCAAGUGUUCAGGAUUCCAUAGUUGCUUCACUUGUGCUUGUGGUCAGCCUGCGUAUGCUCAUGACACAGUGGUGGAAACUAAGCAAGAAAGACUGGCUCAGGGCAAGCCAGUGGGACAGGAUGUUCCUUAUGCGGCAAUGGGAGGCUUAACAGGUUUCAGCUCACUGGCGGAAGGCCACAUGCGGUUAGAUGACAGUGGGAUUGGUGCACCUUCAAUUGAAUUUUUAGACUCUCCAGUUACAGCUAUGGACCACCCAUUUCUAAAAGCAUUUCAAGCAUCAUCUAGUUCUCCAGAAACACUGACAGAUGUAGGUACAAGCAGUCAAGUUUCUUCCUUAAAGAGACCUGAAGAGGAUGAUAUGGCUUUCUUUGAAAGACAGUACCAAGAAAGGAUAAAAAUGGAAAAGGUUGCUAAGCAGAAAGGAAAAGCAUCAUUGCCAUCAAGUACAAAACCUUCAUGAAGACUAUUGGGAAAAUUAAAACCAUCAUCCAAAUAGGUCUUGUUUGUGUUUAUUUAAAUAUAAUAAUACAGUUUAUUUUCUCUCAAAUUAUUUACUUCUUUUACUAUGUAAAAAUGUCGUUUUGGUUUUUUCCUUAAUUUAUUUAAACAAGUGAAAAUACUUUGUUACUUUUAUCAAAAUUCAUGAUUUAAUAUUUUGUAUGUACUUUUUAUCUCUCCUAACAAAUGAGGUUAUUUUCAUAUUAGUCAAAACCUGAAAAUACAGUAACUGUUUUUAGUCUGUCAUAAUUUAACUUUUUGAGGGUAUUUAAAAAAGUAUGUUAUUUUGGGGUUUGAACAAAUAUAUAAGGAGCCCUGUUUAAAAAUAGUAAGUUAAAA
Molecule: messenger RNA, 1278 nt
Organism: Odobenus rosmarus divergens (Pacific walrus)
Lineage: Eukaryota; Metazoa; Chordata; Mammalia; Carnivora; Odobenidae
Gene: FAM221A
Product: family with sequence similarity 221, member A
Exons: 7
Coding region: 8-901 (297 amino acids)
Source: RefSeq, a predicted model, not a curated record